AUGUCUACGUCCCUUGACGAAGUAGCAUUUGAAUGGCAAAUUAUACUCUGCAUAGAAGCGAAAUUAAAACUAACUGCUACAAAUAACAACAGUUCUUUAGGUUGUAAAGUUACACCACAACUUCAAAACAAAUUUGAAAUUGUGAACAUAACUUCCGUAUUAGAAGUCAAAUCGCUUAAAGUGUUCACAUGCUGUCUAAGAUUAUUUGUGAAAAGAAAAAUUUUAAUGACACAAAAUUACCCCUUUAGUGAGUUUCUUCUUGUUUUUAAAAAUUUCCGUACACUUCACAUUGACUUUUCCCCAUUUUCAAAAGCACUAAAGUUUUUAAAUCAUUGUUUAGAUCAACAGAAACACAAACGAUAUGAGAAAAGCAGAAAUAAGAAAGAAAUUCCCAAAUUCCGCGAGAAAAUCAAUCGUGAAAGUGGCAUGUUGAGAAAAAAAUUGAACUCUACAUUUAUCAAUCGACCUUUAUUUAGACAAAUGCGUAUAAAAUAUUUAAGUAGCGUUUUUCAGCCACCAUCCGAGCCAACCACAUUAACACAAAAGAAUCGUUUAAAAGACAAAUCGAUGGAUAAUGCGACUACUUAA
Messenger RNA from Clunio marinus, 588 nucleotides. The record is from the annotation of a GenBank genome assembly. Lineage: Eukaryota; Metazoa; Arthropoda; Insecta; Diptera; Chironomidae.